UGAAAUGCAUUUGGUUUCACAAAUCUGAUUAAAACAGACCCUGACAUGUUCAGACCAACUAUGUCCACUUGGUGGCAGCAAGGUACUUGCAGUGGUAUCAAUWUCCCAACUACCCAGAUUGAAGAAGAGGACUCGCUGAAGCACACAAUGCACUUCUGACAAGGGUAGUAUCGCCUAAAUCUUCAUAUCCUAUUUGUUUAAAAAUAUAAUAAGUCGUUGGAGAAUCGUGCUAUUUUGUGUGUAUUUGAAGACUGUGGUCAGGGUAGAUUUGGUUCGACCGGAAACGUCGGCAAAUAACUUCCCCCUACACAGUGCAUUAUUGUGUGGGCCGCUGACGGAGUUGUUCUGCCAGGGGCUUGGUCGACACCCUUAUCAAUGGAACUCCAGAUCGAGGCUUAAGUAGGGCCUUGAAUAAUUUCGUGUUUAAUGACUGUUAUGCGAAAACAAAUUGGUGUAGGAAGAGACACAUCGAUAACACACGGAUGGUGGGUGGCCAAACAGCGCCAUAUAACGUCAGUCUUGGUGUAAACAAAACCAUUUUUGUGGAUUAGUUAGGUCUUUUACGAUAAUUCAACCAUUCGUAUCGGGCCCAUCGUCAGACUGGAAAAAUUAUGUUAGCUAUCUUUACCCCCAGCUGCUGCAGGGUAGUUAUUGAUUUUGUACUAAUCAAUAUUUCAGACGGUUUUUAAAGAAUGCGUUUUACUCCAGUAACGUUGCCUACUCCGUGAUAACUAGCUACAUUGAGUUUGCAAUACACAUGCUAAUUAGCUACCCAAUGUUAGCAUAAUAAAGCACUUGAAUACAUAUAUCUAUGUAGCAUUAGCCUAGCUAGCAGCAAGCAAGUGGAUAUAAUUCUCAUGUAUUGCUAAAGUUAGCUUAGCUACAAAAACAGUUAACUGUCUAGCUGCUUAUAAUAAUUGUGUGGCUGCGCUAAAUUAGUUAGCUAAACAGUGAUAUAUGCUUUAAACUAGCAACACAUAUCUUACUCUGGUUAUUUUCCGUGGCAGGUAGCUAUCUAUCGAGCUAUUGUCCGUUUAGCUAGUUAGCAGUUAAGCUAUCAUUGGCUAAUGAGUGAUUUUAGCUAGCUCAUUUGUCAGCUCGUGCCAACAUUUUAAUUGGAACGAGAUGGGUUUGCUUUACAUUUCAGUAUUACAUCAGUAAAUGUAACAUUGCUAUAAAAUACACGUUUUUGGGGAAAAACCGCUAACUACGCAAGUUAGUUAGCUAGAGUUAGUGAUUUUGUUUACAUACGCAUAUUUGGUUUUUGUCUUGCCAGCUAGCUUUUGAGACUUAGAAUCAGCCAUGUCUUGACAAAAGCUUCCUGGGGUUACUCCUGCUGAACAGUAAUACCAACAAUUCUGGAAAUAAAGAUAACAUCUUAGUGCAUUGACAUGACAGUCAAAGUUCGCCGAGAGAAAGGCACAGAUGCCAUCCUGUCCGCAAAAGACGCUAAAUAAUAGACUACUAUUAACGCCAUUUUAAACAGGGGCUCAGUUGUGGGCCUGUGUUGGUGUUUCUUUUUGGUCUAAGGAAAGUGCCACCGUGCCGGAUUUUUACAAGUGCCUUUGGUCAGACUGUGACUGGUGCUGAUUUUUUGACAUGGAAGGUCCGAUUCGAAGUAGUGUGUUCAGACAGAGCCGACGCUCCCGUUCUCAACGAGACAGAGAGCGGCGCAGGAGAAGAGUAGACCUCGCUGUGCAGCGGGCCACAUCGCCCUCCUCGGGCUCGGAAAGGGAGAUUUGUGGAUCAGGAUCUGUACUCGGUCCUGGAGGUAAAGAAUGUCGAACCAGCCCCAGACACAGGCCUCCUCGACGGAGGAAGCGAGUGUCGGUGUCCUGCGAGGAGGACAUCAUCGAUGGCUUCUCAAUUGCCAGCUUCAUCAGCUUUGAGGCCCUGGAGAUGGACUGCUCCAUGAAGCCUAACCAACGUGCCGCCAUGCUCAUGGGAAGGGGGAGCAAGAGAAAGAGGGGCCCAAAGGAGAACGGCAGAGGGCUCGUCUCAGAGCCAGAGGAAGGGGCCCUACCCAGCUUCUCCCGCAGCUGUUGUAAUAGGAACAGAAAGAAGAGAAGAAAGACAGAGGUGAAGGUUGGGAGCAUCCUCUUCUUGGAGACUGGCUACAUUUGUGACACAGAGAGCGAGUCAGCAGAUAAGGCCUCUGACAAUGACUUGGAGCCAAUGUUCACUGUUAGCACCAGGAAAGUUAUGGAGCCUAUCCCUGUGAGUGUUGCCUCUUCUAUGGGCAACGGCUGCCCUCUACUACCACUACCAGGCCGCUGUGGCCUCUCGCGGCUGGCGGUCACCCCACGUGUCUCUGGCCUGGAGCGCAGCCAGGAGAGGAGCCUGGAGCCGCCUUACCCCGAGCCCCUGUCUACCUCCUUCUCCUGCCUGCCGUCCCUCUCCCCGGCCACGGUCACACGGCCCGGCCAGCUCAACGGCGGCAGCAGCAACGGCCUUCACCGCCCCCACCACGACCCCAGCCCGCCGCGCUCCAAACACAAGCCCUUCCUCACCUUCCCUGGGCGACACCCAUCCAUCUACAGCAUGGGCAUCAACAACAGGAACGGUACCUCAGUCAAACCACAAUCCUCUUCUGCUGCUUCUUCAUUGUCGUCUAUGCGACCCCCAACUCCCUCUACCGGUAUGUCGAUGUCCCUCAUGAGAGGUCCAGGGUCGUCAGGAUCUCUACGCCCCCCUUCGCGUUCCGGCUCCCUGUUCACCACCUCCCCUGGGCUUCCCCCUCCACCUCCUCUCCUCACAUCCCACUCAGGAGCAGAACAAGACCUGCUGCGCCAGGGCRUGAACUCUCACUUCCUGGCUUCGCAGGACCGCGAGGGCCGCCGGAGCGUCCCUGGGGCUGAGACAAACGGUGGCGGGCCAGGCCGCUCUACUCCCGGAGGUCCGUCGGGGGCCAGCUCCAGUUCGGGCUCCUCAGGCCGCUCCUCCCAGACCAGCGUCCAGCCCCUGGCCUUCCAGUUCCACCAGCACAACCACCAACACCAGCACACACAUACACACCAACACUUCACCCCCUUCCUGCACCCCAACGCCUCCGCACCACCGCCUCAGCACCUGUUUGAUAAGUAUGGCAAGAUGGAGGGGCUCUACAGAAACACUUUCUUCCCACAGUACCCUGCUCCCUCAGUGCCAGGCAUCCAGCCUGUGCUUCCUCCCACUGGGCCCUUCAGCUCUCUGCAAGGAGCCUUCCAGCCUAAGCCUCUUGCCCCCCAGAGAACGAGUCCUGAGAUGACCGCUCGACUGGGGGGUGUGCCUCACCACCUGCAGCCCAAAGACCCCAGGCUAACUGAUCCAUUUGGGACAUCGUUGAAAGUCAGUAAUAAACCAGGGAAGUGGUGUGCAAUGCAUGUACGUGUGGCAUGGAUGAUUCUGAGCCAUCAGAAGAAGGUGAAGCUGAUGCAGGCAGAUCCRCACAAGCUGGACUUCCGUAACGAGCUGCUGGCUCGUCUUCCAGSGGCCGGGGGUCUGGGCCCUCUGGGGCCCCUCGGAGGUGGCCUUCCAUCUGCCCACGACCUGAACCGACCUGCCAGCCUCUUCACAGCUGCUGGUGGAGUCAAUCCAUCAUCUCCUUUCAUCCCACCAUCAACGCCCCACUCAUCUUUCCUCACCCCAACUGCACACUUAGACCCGUACGGCCGCUCACCUCCGUUCGCACCUCUCGGAGCCCUGGGCUCUGGUGCCUUCGGGGGACUGGGCAGCCCUACACUGGCUAACAGCUCAGUGUUUGGCCACAAGGAGCCUCCUGCGGUCGGGGGCUUACCCAACCCUCAUGACCCAUGGAACCGGCUGCACAGUGGGCCUCCCCCAUUUGCCGGCCCCAGCUGGGCCAAGGGGAGUGAGAAGAGGGAUGAGCGGGACCCGGGGAAGGACAUGGAGAGGAGAGAGAUUAUUCACAUCAAAGACGAGAAAGACCGAGACAAUAUGCUAUAUGGUCGUCAACCUGUGCGGAUGUCUCCGGUCGCCCCGGCCCUCAAGCUCCAGCAGCAUCGCAGCAGCACCCCUGUCUCCCACAUCAACGGACAUGGGGGCCCCCUGGGAGGCCCCAGCGGUCUCACUGAGGAUCUGACACGCAGAGAUGGAGACAAAAGACUGCUCCUCUCAGUCUCCUCCAGGCCACCUCCUCUAGGCCCUUCAUCCUCAGCAGCUACAAUAGACAGAGACAGACCUCGCUCCUCCUCUUCCUCUGUGCUGACGACUCCUCCGCCCUCUGGACCCGGCGCCCCCUCCCCCUUGGAUCUGUACCCCCGUCAGCAGCCCGCAGCGCUGCACGGCCUCCACAGCGAACCCUCUCACUCAUCACAGAGAGAGGGAGGCCCCCAUGCCUCAUCCUGUUCCUCAGCCACGGUCACCUCUCUGUCCCAGGGCAAGAAGCCUGACCGGACCAACACCCCGGUGCCCAAGCCUCCCCCCCUCUUUCCCCCAGUCAAGGUCAAGGAGGAAAGGAAGGAGGAACCAGAGCUCGUGCCAAUCUCCUUGCCACCGCCUCUGCCCCCCAGCCACAACUACGAUCGGCCCAACAGCCGCCCUCACCACCACCGUUCCGCCACCCCCUCUUCUCGCUCUCUGACUCCCACACCCGGCUUGCCCCUGCCUCCUCCCACCCCGCACAACCCUCACCAUCACCUCUCCCUCCUGGAGCGCUCCCGAGCGCAGGCCGCCAUUGAGGCUUACCUGGGGAGCACACAAGGGGGUGGGGGGAUUGUAGUGGGUCCAGGGGGGGAGAGGUUCUCCACCCACCCCCAUGGCCCACCCCAGGGGCACGGCCAGCACCCCCACAGCUUCCAAUGGGACCCAUGGAGGGAGCUGGCUGCCCAACAACAGCAGCAGCAGCAACGCCGAGAGGCCAUGGCCCUGCGUUCGGACCCCCACCUGGCGCUGCGCUCCGACCCCCACCUUGCCCGGCUGCUCCAGGCCCAGCACGCCCAGCGCUUCCUGGAGGCCGAGAGGGCGGCAGCCUUGGCAGCAGCUGUGGCUGCCAACAACCCUCACCACCACCCUCCUACCUCUACCUCCUCGGUCCGCCAGGAGUUUGGCCUGAUGGCCCACCACUUUGACCGCCCUCCCCAGCUGGGGCCCCCAGGUGGCGGCCUAAUAGAUGAGCAGCAGCGCGCCCAGAUCCUAAGGGAAGACUUUGAAAGGGCACGCUACUUCGGGAUGCACGCUCACCCGCACCUCUCGGGCUCCCACCACCCACCGGGUUCUCACGCAGCCCACCUGGAGCAGCUGCACGCCGGGAUGCUCUCCCACUCACAUCUCCAUCAGCCUGGAGCCUCCAACUCCUCGCCCCACCACCCCGGCCUCUACUCCCGCCUGGGGCCUCUCCACACUCACCACGUGCCUAAUGGCAUCCUGGCCAAGACCCCUGCUGGCCUGGUGGGGGCACUGUCCGUAGGCGCCCCCCCUCCGCUCAUUCCAUCUGUGACAAGCAGGUCUUCCACCCCGACCCGUAGACUGGGUGGGCCGGGGGACUUGGCACUGUACAGCUCUCACAAAGAAGGCGAGUCCAGAUAGUACAGGAACACACCGGAGGAGUAGUAGGGAAAUGUCAGGAUUACUGUGCUGCUCUCACUGUUUCCUGUAAGAUGGAACACCUUUUAGGAACUACUACACACAGCUUACUCAGGCUCUAGACCAAUCACGGUCUCAACACCCCCAAAUGGUAUUGCUGGUUGAUUGGGUCGAAGGCGGUGAAGGGAAGGGAUACAGAGAUUUGUCAGGGUGACUCGGUACAUUUAUCCACAAUGGUUCUAUCAGUGCAAUUUUAAGGUACAUCCUGGUGUGUUAUUAUUUUAAGGUUUGUUUUUUCCAUAUGAGAGAUAUAUACAAUAAUGAUAGCUGUAUGAAGAGGCAGAGGCUUUUCCAAUUGAAUAUGAUCAGGUUUGACGCAAGCUUUUUCAGGUUGGGUAAGAUGAACUCCUAGAGAGAUGUGCAUAUUUUGUACAUGUGAAUGGUUCAUCCUCUCGUUCUAAGUAAUGAUCUAUAAAUCCCUCAUGUUGGGCUGUUUUCUGGAUGAGAGCUGAAGAAUUAUGGUAGAACAUAGCGCUGGGACGAUACCAAGGGGCAACAUUUUUCCAUGGCCAAAAUUAAAACACACAGCAGACCAAACUCUUUGGUCCGUUAAAAACCUGCCAUGUGUAAAAUAUUGUGUGCUAUAGCUUGGAGAUAAUUUUUUGACUCUGGAUAACAACAAUGUUUGUUUCUAACAUUUAGGGCUAUUUGUCUAAAGAAGUUUAAUCCGCUUCGUGUUUUGUUUUCUUGCCACGAUACUAACGAGUAUCAUGACACUGGUAUCGUCCUGGCCCUAGUAGUAUAUUUCUAUGGUUUUCUUUUUUUGUGUCCUCUGUUAUUGUGAAAAGACUGUAGAUUACCGAUGAAACUUCUGAAGAUUCUAAAUCGAUAAAGAACCAUACGCUUCUGUACUUCGGUUCUCCGCUCCUCCCAAAAAAUGACCCGCUCCCCUCAACUUCACCACUCCUCUGUGCUCUAUGAACCUCUGUUCCAGCUCUUGUAUUUAAAAUAAUGAUGUUAUGAACUGUGCGGCCACGGUGGACAAUGUCUAAAACUGAAACUUUCCCAUUCACCUUUCUGACUCGACAUUAUGAGCAGGACCAGUAGUCUAGUGAAAUUGCCUUUGUAAUUAUUAUUAUUAUUAUUGUUAACAUUAAUUAUCUUCUAUAAUGAUAAUAAAUAUAUUCACUGUUUUUUAUGUUAUUUGUCAGUGUUUUCAGGUAUCACGAAUGCACUCCCCUGUUAGUAACAAAUUAAAGUUGUUCCAGAUCAGGCAGUAAAAGUUUUUGUAUGACUGAGAAAGGAAAUGCUUGUGAACGUGAGUAAGACGCAACCAUAAAAACCUCUGGCCUCUUCAUGGAUCAGAUCUUUGAAUACACUGAGGGAGCUUUGUGUUUGUGUCACAUCACAUUUUGGACUAUGAACGCCUGCCGGCAAGUCAUUUUCACAGGGAUGUUCAAUGAACAGAUAAAUUAUGUACGUGGAAGAAUGGGACAUCUACUGGACGAUUGAGAACAUAAUUCGUAGACUUGUGCGUACUACACAUGACUGGACUGAGAGGAGGAAAAUACAUUUGGGUCGAUUAUUUUAAGACCAUUUUAUACCUUUCAAACCCCUUCUAGAGACCACAAAGAUGAAUUAUUAAAUGAAUUGUUGGUUA
Salvelinus sp. IW2-2015 is the source of this 7183-nucleotide messenger RNA. It is a transcript of the gene fbrs, whose product is annotated as fibrosin. NCBI's taxonomy places the organism in Eukaryota, Metazoa, Chordata, Actinopteri, Salmoniformes, Salmonidae. The record is from RefSeq and is a predicted model, not a curated record.